Messenger RNA from Apis florea (little honeybee), 2840 nucleotides. RefSeq names its product Octopamine-Tyramine receptor (gene Oct-TyrR). NCBI's taxonomy places the organism in Eukaryota, Metazoa, Arthropoda, Insecta, Hymenoptera, Apidae. Gene Ontology annotation, biological process: G protein-coupled receptor signaling pathway. Gene Ontology annotation, molecular function: octopamine receptor activity. Gene Ontology annotation, cellular component: plasma membrane. The record is from RefSeq and is a predicted model, not a curated record.
GAGAGCAGUGGAUGCAGGCCUGUGAGAGGAAUAAGGACGAGGAGGGGUGUGCGCGAGAAGGGGGGUAAUACGUGUGAGAGUACCCUGAAGAGUGGCAUCGGUAGUACGGGUGGUGGGAGGAGGGGAAGCGCGAGGGGCAAGAGGCGACCGUUCACGUCUUUUCGACGUCGACGCAACCCCGUUGGCGCAGAAUAGCUGCUCAGUGCUCGUCGAACGGCGCUGUGUUGCGACGGGACCAUGCCGCCGCGCCCUGCACCACCGAUCAACCGAUCUCAGACGACAUAGUCCACGAUAGGAAUUGAUGAUCCGCUCUGGCUCGACAACCCGUCAAAAUUGAUCGAUCGAAGGAUCGAUUACCGGAAACAGACGACCAAAAAUGUGACGCUCGGUGUGCGCUCGACGGCUCGGGGCUCGAACAGAGAAGACUGGACGACUAUUGGGAGCGUGACGUUGGAUUGACGAGAGCGGGCUCGACGACAUGAACUCGAGCGGGGAGUCAGGCGGGACGAUGACCGAGGACUACGAGGUGCCAGGCUGCGGCCCGCAGGAGGAGGAGACAGGCUCGAACCUGCCCGUUUGGGAAGCCGCGGCCGCCUCCCUCACGCUGGGCUUCCUCGUCUUGGCCACGGUGCUGGGGAACGCGCUUGUCAUCCUGAGCGUGUUCACCUACAGGCCCCUUCGAAUCGUUCAGAACUUCUUCAUCGUUUCUCUGGCUGUCGCUGACCUGGCCGUCGCGAUCCUCGUGAUGCCGUUCAACGUCGCCUACCUCCUCCUCGGCAAGUGGAUAUUCGGCAUACACCUGUGCAAACUCUGGCUAACCUGCGACGUGCUUUGCUGCACGGCGAGCAUACUGAAUCUUUGCGCGAUCGCCCUCGACCGUUACUGGGCGAUCACGGAUCCCAUCAAUUACGCCCAGAAACGCACCCUGAAGAGGGUUCUGGCGACCAUAGCUGGGGUGUGGAUCCUGUCAGGCGCGAUCAGCUCGCCGCCCCUCGCCGGUUGGAACGACUGGCCCGAGGAGUUGGAGCCGGGUACGCCAUGCCAGUUGACCAGAAGGCAGGGGUACGUGAUCUACUCGUCCCUGGGCUCGUUCUUCAUCCCGUUGCUGUUGAUGAGCCUCGUCUAUCUCGAGAUAUUCCUCGCGACGAGGAGGCGGCUGAGGGAGCGCGCCAGGCAGAGCAGGAUAAACGCUGUUCAGUCGACCAGGCACCGCGAGGCGGACGACGCCGAGGAAUCCGUGAGCUCGGAGACGAAUCACAACGAGAGGUCGACGCCUCGGUCGCACGCGAAACCCUCGUUGAUCGACGACGAGCCGACCGAGGUGACGUUGGGCGGCGGUGGCACCUCGUCCUCGAGGCGGGCGACUACGGGGAGCAGGGCACCGGCCACCACGACGACCGUGUACCAAUUCAUCGAGGAGCGGCAGAGGAUCUCGUUGUCGAAGGAGAGGCGAGCCGCGAGGACGCUGGGCGUGAUUAUGGGCGUGUUCGUCGUUUGCUGGUUACCCUUCUUUCUCAUGUACGUGAUCGUGCCGUUCUGCCCGGCUUGUUGCCCCUCGGAUCGUAUGGUCUACUUCAUCACGUGGCUCGGUUACGUGAACAGCGCUCUCAACCCCCUCAUCUACACGAUCUUCAAUCUCGACUACAGGAGAGCGUUCAGAAGGUUGUUGCGCAUCCGUUGAGUCUGCAACGCUUGUUAUCGCAUCUGUUACGAAAUUGUGGGAAAUUGUUCCCGAAAAACGCUCGUCGAGAAACGGGAUUGGUCGUCGAGAGGAUUUUGUCGAGGAUGAUCGAAACGUUUGUUGGGAAGAAGCCAAGUCGAGUCAAGGAUAUUCUUCGAGUUGCGUACAAAAAGUCGUUAUUUUUCGCGGGGGGAGAAGGAAGAAAAGUGUAAAAUAUCGCGUCCAUUUUCGUCGAGACAAAAGAGAGUCGCGAGCGAAGCGAUUAAGCGAUCGAAGAGCGAGCAUCUGAUAGUCUAAUUUAGCGAGGAUAUUCGCUCCCAGAAGAGUCGUUCCAUUAAACUUGUUCCAUUAAUCCUGCGAAGCGCGCGGCCAGGAAUUUUAAGGAAAUGAAGUCGCCGCCCCUGUUCGAUUGUCCUAUACCUCAUUUCAUCCGUCGUUACGCGUUUGAGUUUGGCUCAACGAUAAUUCACCGCUAUCUUCGAUCAGUCAUGAAUAAUGGAAAAUCGGCUCGAAUUCGAUCGCCGCAACUCGGUCGUCUCGUUUCGAACGAGCAAGAUCUUCGAACGAAUUGAACGGAGGAGGAGGUUGUGGUGGAACAGGCGUCGUGUAAAAAUUCGAUCUCGACGUCGAGUCUGAUCGUUCCAUUUCCUAAGGAGCCUUGUAAAAUAUUGCUCUCCCGAGAAUAUUCGAAUAUUCUUGAUGAAUCGGUGUGGAAUAUGGCGAGCCUCUUUAAAUUCUUUCGCCCAGCUUCCACCUCUUUCGUUGCAUAAGAGAUGGGAUCGCGUGGUUAGGUUAGGUUGUUGCGCGUGAAACGUUGCCAAAUUUAUUACUAAACGUGAAAAUUCAACGCGGUUGAACGCGAUUCAACGUGGAAUCUCCAAGUGUUAAUUAUUCGACAUGUAAAUCUUGAUCAUUGGUGUAAAAAAAUUCAAGUUAAAUUCACCAGUCUUUCAGCGAGUAAAUAAUCUAUCAAGAAUUCGAUAGAAUUUCAUCUGCAACAGCCUAAUUUCGACGCAAGAUGGACGGCCAAGACUGCUUCUCGUCGCCAAUCUCAAUAGCCGAGCAGAGAAAUUCACGUUUACGAAUAGGAAUUUUCUACGAAACCGACCAAGACUCCAGUUAAGAUGUUUUAGAAGAUAGAAUUUACGUAUCCUAGGUG